AAAUCGUCCAGAUCGGGGACAGCCAACCCACAUCACCGGCAUCCAUCUCGAUCUGGCGGCCUUCCCCCUCGAUCCCAGCUCUCCAGGCCAAGUGUCACAGCCUCCAGCCACCGCGGUCCUUGCAGCAGCAACCCCCUCACAGCCGGCCUCAUCCUCCCGGCCACGAAGCCCCACAGCCCGCGCCUCCACCUGCAGCGAUCAGUCCCCGGCGUCUCCGGCCCACACAGACGCUCCACUGCCCCUGUGCGGCGACCCCACCACCGAGCCUAGACCGCCCCAGCGUCUGCAACACCGGCAGACCCACCAUUCCAGCCGGCCUCAACCCCCCGAAUCGUCCUUCCGUUCACCGCCCAGCCUCCACUCGCCUGCGAAGCGCAGUCCCGGCCCAACCUCGCAGCCAUUUGAAUGCCGGCACCUGCAGCAGCCAACUGAACGCCGGCAGCAGACCCCUUGCAAGAAGGAAGAAAGCAGACGAGAAAAAGAAGAAAAAAAAUAUAAGGGGACUAACCCGACCCAAAGAAAAGGACCCGGCCCAACAGCAACAACAAAAAAAUGCCCUGAGGCCCAGACGAAAAACAAAAAGGCCCUGUGGCCCACACAGAAAAAGAAAAAAAAGAGAAAAAAGAAGAAGAUAAAAGUUAAAAAAAAAAAAAAAAAAACAACAACAAGGUUUUGUGGCCCUGCAAGAGGAAGCAGUCCAGUUUUCCUCAAGCUCAAAAACAUCGCUACGCACGCCUGCAUCAACACGCGUGUGCGCUAGGAUUGUUUUAUUUUCUCGAAAUCAAAUGGCUGAUCCAACUCGAUCUGAAUUUGACAUCUUGGACUCAGAAGGACUUGAGUACCAUCGUUGGGUUUCCGAUGUGGAAACUGCCUUUGUGGCAAAAGACUACACUGCCACCAUUACUGACUCUAAAGAUGAUGAACUAUCUAAUAAGGUGAAAGCAAAUGCCUUAAUGUUUCUGAGGCGACAUAUUGAUCCUAGUCUCUGCUGGGAAUACCUUCAGUUGAAGACACCCAAAGAACUGUGGGAUGCCCUUAAGGGACGUUUUGGGAACAUUCAUGACACAUUGCUCCCAGAACUGAUCGUUCAGUGGAAUGAAAUCCGUUUGCUUGACUAUAAAAGGGUAAAUGACUUCAACAAGGAUAUGUUGCGCCUAAAAGCACGUCUAAAUUUCUGUGGAAAGGAACUCACAGAAGAUGAUAUGAUCCAGAAGACUCUUUCCACUUUCCCUACUUCAGCAAUUAUACUAGCGAACCAGUAUAGGCUGGAGUAUGAUAACAAAAGAAUCACAACCUUCAACAAGCUGAUCAAACUAUUGCAAGUGGUUGAGAGGCAUAAUGAGGUUCUUUUGAAUAACAAUGCCAGGCCUGUUGGGACAAAGAAAAUUCCUGAGGCUAAUUAUGGCAAAGUGAAAGGUGGAAAGAACCCCAAUGCAAAGGGGGUUGGACGUGCUGAUCCCUACCCACGUGGCAACAAUGCACCACGUGGCAAGGGACAUGGGGGUCGUGAUAUGGGUCGUGGAGGCCCUCCCAAUGUAUGGCGCAGAGAUGAUGGUGCUGGCCCUAGUGGUCAUGGAAACAAGGUGCAAAGGGAACCUAAGAACCCUUCAGUCAAACAGAAUAGAGUUGGCAAUGAACCAUGCUAUAGAUGUGGAGUCAUUGGGCAUUGGUACAAGAACUGCUAAGCAAGCAACAGAGUAGCAGCCAAUUACAAGAGGUAUAGGGAGUCUAAAGAACAAGAGGCUCACUAUAUGGAAGAAGGAGGCCAUGACCCAGACGUCAACCUCACAAUUGCAGACUUUAAUGGCAACAAGGAACUUGCUCAGUCAAUGGAAAAGAUGGGUGGAUAUUUAAAAAAAAAAAAAAAACAAUAUUAUGUAGAUAUAUACUAUUUUUGUUUGCAAUACAUCAAAACUAUGCAAGUGGUCUAGUGGUUGGGCAAUUUAUUUGCAUAUGCUUUGGGAGGGGUUCGAAUCUCCUCAACCUCAAAAUUGGAAUUAAUUUUGGAUUUUUCCAUAUUCUGUUGCCCAGGGUCAUUUUGGGAAUUUCGCAUGCGUGUGGGUCCCACUUUUGCUGAGUUGGAAUGCCACGUCAGCAGUUAACGUUAGAAACUGACGGAAUUGAAUCGGAAGGACCUAUUGGACGAGAAAAUAAUACCGCAGGGGUGUUUUUGAUGAAAU
Messenger RNA from Rosa rugosa (rugosa rose), 2180 nucleotides. RefSeq lists its product as uncharacterized. Lineage: Eukaryota; Viridiplantae; Streptophyta; Magnoliopsida; Rosales; Rosaceae. The record is from RefSeq and is a predicted model, not a curated record. Gene Ontology annotation, molecular function: zinc ion binding; nucleic acid binding. The transcript is spliced from 2 exons. Bases 786 to 1685 code for a protein of 299 amino acids.